Pseudopodoces humilis (Tibetan ground-tit) is the source of this 1466-nucleotide messenger RNA. It is a transcript of the gene ASS1, whose product is annotated as argininosuccinate synthase 1. Gene Ontology annotation, biological process: L-arginine biosynthetic process; urea cycle. Gene Ontology annotation, cellular component: cytoplasm. The record is from RefSeq and is a predicted model, not a curated record. NCBI's taxonomy places the organism in Eukaryota, Metazoa, Chordata, Aves, Passeriformes, Paridae. Gene Ontology annotation, molecular function: argininosuccinate synthase activity; ATP binding.
GCAGCCGGACACCGGGAGUGUCACCAUGGCUCAGUCCAAGGGCACAGUGGUCCUUGCCUACAGCGGGGGGCUCGACACCUCCUGCAUCCUGGUGUGGCUGAAGGAGCAGGGCUACGACGUCGUCGCCUACCUGGCCAACAUUGGGCAGAAGGAAGAUUUUGAGGCAGCACGAAAGAAAGCCCUGGCACUGGGGGCCAAGAAGGUUUACAUCGAGGAUGUCAGCAGGGAGUUCGUGGAGGAGUUCAUCUGGCCAGCAGUUCAGGCCAAUGCGCUCUACGAGGAUCGGUACCUGCUGGGCACGGCGCUGGCACGGCCCUGCAUCGCCCGCAAGCUCGUGGAGAUCGCCCAGCGAGAGGGAGCCCAGCACGUCGCCCACGGGGCCACAGGCAAGGGCAAUGACCAGGUUCGGUUCGAGCUCAGCUGCUAUGCCCUGUGUCCCAAGAUCAAGGUUGUUGCACCGUGGAGGCUGCCUGAGUUUUACCAGCGCUUCCCUGGACGCCGUGAGCUGAUGGAUUAUGCCAAGAAACAUGGGAUCCCAGUGCCUGUGACACCUCAGACGCCCUGGAGCAUGGAUGAGAACCUAAUGCACAUCAGCUAUGAAGCCGGGAUCCUGGAGAAUCCCAAGAACCAGGCUCCUCCAGGGCUCUACACCAAGACCUGUGAUCCAGCCAACUCUCCCGACACCCCAGAUGUGCUAGAGAUCAAGUUUGAGCGGGGUGUCCCAGUGGAGGUCACCAACACUGGGGAUGGAGCCACUCGUUCCUCGGCCCUGGAGCUCUUUGUGUACCUGAACGACAUCGCGGGCAAGCAUGGGGUUGGGCGUAUCGACAUCGUGGAGAACCGCUUCGUUGGGAUGAAGUCCAGAGGUAUCUAUGAGACCCCAGCAGGGACGAUCCUAUACCAUGCGCAUUUAGAUAUUGAGGCCUUCACCAUGGACCGGGAAGUGCGGAAAAUCAAGCAGGGACUCUCCUUGAAAUUCUCAGAGCUGGUGUACAACGGCUUCUGGCACAGCCCUGAGUGUGAGUUCCUGCGGGAGUGCAUCGGGCGCUCGCAGGAGCCCGUGGUGGGCACCGUCCGCCUGUCCAUCUUCAAGGGCCAGGUCUACAUCCUGGGCAGGGAGUCCCCACGGUCACUCUACAAUGAGGAGCUGGUGAGCAUGAAUGUGCAAGGCGACUACGAGCCCGCCGAUGCCACCGGCUUCAUCAACAUCAACUCGCUCAGGCUGAAGGAAUAUCAUCGUCUCCAGAGCAAGGUCACCGUAAAGCAGGAUGAAUAGCAAUCAAUCGCACGCGAGCCUCCCGCUCCCCUUUCUAAUUUCUCUAAGAAGUAGCACUAAUUGUGGUGGCAAUUUGUAAUUGUAACUCGUCUCCCUGGAGCGGAGUGGCGGCGGAGGUGACGGCUUUGUUACUGGGCUGCAAGUGAAAUGCAGUCAGGGGAAGGAAAAAAUAAAGGUUUGUCCAUCGGAG